AACCCUUUCUGAACUUUCACUUUCUAUGUCUACCUCAAAGAAUUGUUGUGAGGCUUGAGAUAAUGCAUUUGUAAAGGGUCUGCCAGAUAGGAAGAUGCUAGUUAUGGAUUUACAAGGUUGUUAAGGCUGUAAGAGUCUAAAACCUACAGUGAAUCACAAUGCAUUUACCCCCACUGACUUGGACAUAAGUGAAAACUAGCCAGAAGUCUCUUUUUCAAAUUACUUACAGGUUAUUCAAUAUAAAAUUUUUGUAAUGGAUAAUCUUAUUUAUCUAAACUAAAGCUUCCUGUUUAUACACACUCCUGUUAUUCUGGGAUAAGAUAAAUGACCACAGUACCUUAAUUUCUAGGUGGGUGCCUGUGAUGGUUCAUUGUAGGUAAGGACAUUUUCUCUUUUUCAGCAGCUGUGUAGGUCCAGAGCCUCUGGGAGAGGAGGGGGGUAGCAUGCACCCAGCAGGGGACUGAACUGGGAAACUCAAGGUUCUUUUUACUGUGGGGUAGUGAGCUGCCUUUCUGUGAUCGGUUUCCCUAGGGAUGUUGCUGUUCCCCUCCUUGCUAUUCGCAGCUACAUACAACGUGGCCAACCCCAGUAGGCUGAUCCUAUAUAUGAUCAGUGCUGGUGCUGACUCUCAAUAGCCCCACCCAAGCUGGCUAUAGGUUUACAGAUACAUUAAUUAGGCAACCUAAAAUAUUGAUGCUGGUGUUGGUGUGACAUAAUGCUAUGGCCAGAACUGAAACUUAGAGUUAUAAUUCAUGUAUUAGGGUUCUCCAGAGGGACAGAAUUAGUAGGAUAUAUGUAUAUAUGAAAGGGAGGUUAUUAGGGAGAACUGGCUCCCACAGUUAGAAGGCGAAGUCGCACAAUAGGCCGUCUGCAAGCUGGGUUAGAGAGAAGCCAGUAGUGGCUCAGCCUGAGUUCAAAAACCUCAAAACUGGGGAAGCUGACAGUGCAGCCAGCCUUCAGUCUGUGGCCAAAGGCCCAAGAGCCCCUGGCAACCAACCCACUGGUGCAAGUCCUAGAUUCCAAAGGCUGAAGAACCUGGAGUCUGAUGUCCAAGAGCAGGAAGAGUGGAAGAAAGCCAGAAGACUCAGCAAACAAGGUAGACAGUGUCUACCACCAUAGUGGCCAUACCAAAGAGGCUACCGAUUCCUUCCUGCUACCUGGAUCCCUGAAGUUGCCCUGGUCUCUGCACCUUCUAAACCUAGUUCUUAAGAGCUUUCCAUUACAUGAGCUGUCUCAAAGCCCUCCAAUAAAUUCUCAGUGUAAGCUUCUGUUGCUUGUGGACAGAAAAUUCUGACAGACCUACCCUAUAAGUGUUACUGUCAGGAUAACAUGAGAACGCACAACAGUAAGUGGUCACUAAGUGUUAGCUACGGUUAUUUUGCCCAAGGUAGCAUGGCUAGUUGAUGCCGGUUGAUGGGGCUUAAACCCAGCUCCCUCAUCUUCCAGGCCUCUGUACUCCCUAUUCCACUAAACUACCUCUCAGGUUUAUUUUUUUAAAUUCUUACUCUGCAAGUACAUAGGACCACAUUUACCUGGGAAAACAAGAAUAAAGGCUGCUCUGCAUUUUUUAGAAACUUUUUUGAAAGGGAGAUGGGAAUGCCUGCACCCCCAAGUCCAGACCAACACAAUGGUUAAUUGAGAUGAAUAAUAAAGGAAAGACUGUUCUGGGCUUCCCAGAAUAGCUUGGUCCUUAAAUUGUGGCACAAACAACCUCCUGUCAGAGCCAGCCUCCUGCCAGGAAGAGGGGUAGGAGACUAGAGGCCGUGUGUGCAGCCUUGCCCUGAAGGCUAGGGUGACAAUUUGGAGGCUGUCCAAACACCCUGGCCUCUAGAGCUGGCCUGUCUAUUUGAAAUGCCGGCUCUGAUGCUAAUCGGCGACCCUCAGGCAAGUUACUUAACCUUACAUGCCUCAGUUUUCUCAUCUGGAAAAUGAGAACCCUAGGUUUAGGGUUGUUAGAAAAGUUAAAUGAGUUAAGACAAGUGCCUGGGACACAGUAGCCUCUUGUGUGUGUUUAUCAUUAUGUCCUCAGCAGGUCGUAGAAGCAGCUUCUCAGGUGUGAGGCUGGCGCGAUUAUCUGGAGUGGGUUGGGUUUUCUAGGAUGGACCCCCUGCUGCAUUUUCCUCAUUCAUCCACCAGGGCUUAAUGGGGAAUCAAGGAAUCCAUGUGUAACUGUAUAAUAACUGUAGCCACACUCCAAUGACCACCUACUAGUUGUCCCUGGCACUGCUUAUACAUAUGUCCAUCAAAUCAAUCCUAUGAAGUAGAUACUGUCUUCAUUUUAUAGAUCAGAGACAAUUGGGGUUCAGAGAGCUGAUGUGAUUUUCCCAGGGUCACAGAGAGUCCCAGAUUCAGGCACAACUCUUGUAUUCCAAGACACAACCACUACAUGUCCAAAGGCUGCCCAGAGCCACCGGGCACGGCAAAUUGUGACAUAUCCCUAAAGAGGCUGAGCACCUGGUCAGGAUCUGAUGGCUGACAGUGUGUCCAGAUGCAGAGCUGGAGUGGGGGAGGGGAAGGGGGGCUCCUUGGGACAGAGAAGGCUUUCUGUGCUUUCUCUGAAGGGAGCAGUCUGAGGACCAAGGGAACCCGGCAAACAGCACCUCAGGUACUCCAGGCCCUCCUGGCUGGAGAGGGCUGUGGCAAUGGAAAAUUAGUGCCAACUGCAAUGAGUCAGCCUCGGUUAAAUAGAGAGUGAAGAAUGCUGGACAGGAACCUCCACCCUCAUGUCACAUUUCUUCAGUGUGACCCUUCUGGCCCCUCUCCUCCUGACAGCGGAACAAUGACUGCCCCGAUAGGUGAGGCUGGAGGAAGAAUCAGUCCUGUCCUUGGCAAGCUCUUCACUAUGACAGUAAAGGCUCUCUGCCUGCUGCCAAGGCCUGUGACUUUCUAACCUGGCCUCACGCUGGGUAAGCUUAAGGUAGAGGUGCAGGAUUAGCAAGCCCACCUGGCUACCAGGCCGACAGCUACAUCUUUCAACUGACCCUGAUCAACGAAGAGGGACUUGUGUCUCUCAGUUGGUUCCAAAUGAAACCAGGGAGCAGGGGCGUUAGGAAGCUCCAACAGGAUGGUACUUAAUGGGGCAUUUGAGUGGAGAGGUAGGUGACAUAGUGCUUUGGAGCCCAGGGAGGGAAAGGUUCUGCUGAAGUUGAAUUCAAGACUGUUCUUUCAUCACAAACUUGAGUUUCCUGGACAUUUGUUUGCAGAAACAACCGUAGGGUUUUGCCUUAACCUCGUGGGUUUAUUAUUACCUCAUAGGGACUUUGCCUCCUGACAGCAGUUUAUGGGUGUUCAUUGUGGCACUUGAGUUUUCUUGCAUACUUGUUAGAGAAACCAAGUUUGUCAUCAACUUCUUAUUUAACCCCCUGGCUAUAACUUCAUGGAUUAUGUUAUAAUUAAGCCAUCCAGAGUAAAAUCUGUUUAGAUUAUCUUGGAGUAAGGGGGAAAAAAUCUGUAAUUUUUUCUCCUCAACUAGAUAUAUACAUAAAAAAUGAUUGUAUUGCUUCAUUUAAAAAAUAUAACGCAAAAUCUCUUUUCCUUCUAAGGGCCUUUAAUAUGUAAUAACAAGAGCUAAUGUUGAACACAAGCCAUUGCCAGGUACUUAAACUGUCUCACUUAGUCUUGCCAACCUAAGCAAGUAGAUGCCAUUACUAUUCCCAUUAUAUUGAUGAAAAAAUGAGGUUGAGAAAGGUUCAGCCGCACAGCCAAAUACAUAGUGGAUCCAGGGUUUGGUCCCAAGUCUUGAGUCCAAAACCCUGGUUCUUACCAUUACUGUGGUUCUGUAGGGGUGAAAAAAUUUUUCUUCUAAUCUCUUAGGUUCAGAGCCUGGGGCCUGAGAAUUAAACUGACAAAGACAGAUUAACAGAAGACAAAGUUUAUUACGCAGUAGUGGAUGAAAAAUCAGACACUGAUUUUCUCAGACUUCUUUGCUGUGGGCGCGGCCAGUGAGGCAAUGAGGUAAGUCUGCUGGUGCAGGGGCCAGGUUUCUAGGAAAUACUUUUCUCCCUCAUGGGAGAAAGAGAGGAAGCCUGAAGUAAGCUUUCUUCUGCAGCCCUGGCCCGCUGCCUGUUCUGGAUGAGGGUAUGCUGGGAUAUGACAACGGAAGCCAGCGGGGUCGCAGAGCAAGAGCGAGGCGGUGGGCGGAGUCGAGGGACGGGAGGCGAGGCGAGGCGAGCCAGGGGGCGUGGCUUUCUAACUGCGGGGUGCGGCCAGCCGAGGUGGGCGGGGCCGCGUUCCGGGACGUGGUCGUCCGGGCUUUGGAACCCCGCCUGUUAGGGGCCGGGCUGAGGCGAAAGGGUGGGGCCGCGCUCCAUCGGGGCGGGGCUUGUGGAACCUCGAAACCCCGGCGACUCGGGGCCUGAGCGCGCGUCUCCCGGCGCGGGGUUCCUCCCACGCAGACCCUCAUUCAAACGAUGCCAAAGGGGCGGCGCGGCAGCCACAGCCCCACCAUGAGCCAGCGGUCGGCUCCGCCCCUCUAUUUCCCGUCCCUGUACGACCGCGGCAUCUCCUCGUCCCCGCUCAGCGACUUCAACAUCUGGAAGAAGCUCUUCGUGCCGCUGAAGGCGGGCGGGGCGCCAGUGGGCGGGGCGGCGGGGGCCCGGUCCCUGUCCCAGGCGCUCCCCGCCCCGGCGCCCCCGCCCCCGCCACCACCCGGCCUGGGUCCCUCCAGCGAGCGCCCCUGGCCCUCGCCCUGGCCCUCCGGCCUGGCCUCCAUCCCCUACGAGCCUCUGCGCUUCUUCUACUCACCGCCGCCGGGGCCUGAGGUGGUUGCCUCGCCCCUGGUCCCCUGCCCCUCGACCCCCAGGCUCGCCUCUGCCUCCCACCCGGAGGAGCUCUGCGAGCUGGAGAUCCGGAUUAAGGAGCUGGAGUUGCUCACCAUCACUGGGGACGGCUUCGACUCCCAGAGCUACACAUUCCUGAAGGCGCUAAAAGACGAAAAGUUACAAGGACUGAAGACCAAGCAACCUGGAAAGAAGUCGGCCUCUCUCUCCUGAGGAGCUGCCUACCAGAGCUUGGGCAGCCACCUCCUUAGGUGUUAGUGCUUAGAUAAUGUGUCCCAUUUGUUGUCAUUUCAAAGAUGGUUAUUUUCUGUUCUGUAUUUACCGCUGUUCUUGUUGCUACCAGCAUGUACUUCACAUACAGUGCCCACUUUGUGUGGUAAA
Molecule: messenger RNA, 5159 nt
Organism: Homo sapiens (human)
Lineage: Eukaryota; Metazoa; Chordata; Mammalia; Primates; Hominidae
Gene: C11orf91
Product: chromosome 11 open reading frame 91
Exons: 3
Coding region: 4410-4991 (193 amino acids)
Source: RefSeq, a predicted model, not a curated record